Messenger RNA from Colletotrichum higginsianum IMI 349063, 1653 nucleotides. Its product is annotated as Major facilitator superfamily transporter. Gene Ontology annotation, cellular component: fungal-type vacuole membrane. The transcript has 2 exons. Gene Ontology annotation, biological process: basic amino acid transport; transmembrane transport. Bases 1 to 1653 code for a protein of 550 amino acids. Gene Ontology annotation, molecular function: basic amino acid transmembrane transporter activity. NCBI's taxonomy places the organism in Eukaryota, Fungi, Ascomycota, Sordariomycetes, Glomerellales, Glomerellaceae. The record is from RefSeq and is a predicted model, not a curated record.
AUGACGGAUGAAGAACAAACCCGGCGAGCCGCCGCCGAGCAUACCUCGGAGACGACGCCUCUGCUCAAUGGCACCACCACCAACGGCACCAUCCCCGGGUCCGCCGCCGCCAACGAUGACGAGACCACCGUCGUCGCCGAGACCGUCUCCGGCGCCCGCCUGGCCCUCAUUCUGGGCACAUCGUACUUUGGCGUCUUCCUCGGCGCCAUCGACAGCACCAUCAUUGCCACCCUCUCCGGCCCCAUCUCAAGCGAGUUCAAGUCCCUGAGCCUCCUCAGCUGGCUCGCCACCGCCUACCUCAUCUCCAAUGCCGCUUGCCAGCCCAUCUCCGGCCGCCUGACCGACAUCUUCGGCCGCGGGCCCGGUCUCGUCUUCAGCAACCUCUUCUUCGCCGCCGGCAACCUCAUCUGCGGCCUUGCCACCUCUCAGUCCGCCAUCAUCUUCGGCCGCGUCGUCGCCGGCGUCGGCGGCGGCGGCCUCAUGUCCAUUUCCACUUUCCUCGGCUCCGACCUCAUCCCCCUGCGCCAGAGGGGCGUCUAUCAGGGCAUCGGGAACAUCGCCUACGGCUCCGGCGCCAUGCUCGGCGGCGUCUUCGGCGGCCUCAUUAACGACCACACCGCCAUGGGCUGGAGGCUUGCCUUCCUCGUCCAGGUACCCCCCGUCCUGCUGUCCGCCGUCCUCGUCGCCGUCCUCGUCAAGGUGCCCCCCAAGGCCUCCGACAAGUCCUACCUGGCCCGCAUCGACUUCUUCGGCGUCUUCCUGACCAUCUCCUUCCUUGUUCUGCUGCUCCUCGGCCUCAACGCCGGCGGCAACCUGGUCCCGUGGUCUCACCCUCUGCCCCUUACCACCAUCCCCCUCUCCAUCGUCGCCUUUGUCGCCUUCCUCGUCUGGGAGACCAAGGUUAAGCAGCCUAUCAUCCCCGUCCGCCUGCUGUAUAACCGCACCAUCCUCGCCGCCUGCCUGACCAACCUCCUGUGCACCAUGGUCAUGAUGAUGGCCAUGUUCUACGUGCCGCUGUACCUCCAGGUCAACGGCCUCUCAGCCACCCAGGCCGGCCUCCGCAUCCUGACCUCCCCCGUCGGCGUCUCCAUCAUGUCCCUCAGCGCCGGCUACAUCAUGAAGCGCACCGGCAAGUACGUCGUCCCGGGCAUCUGCGCCCUCAUCCUCUUCAACACCGGCAUCAUCAUCCUCACCCAGUUCAACGAGGAAACCCCGGCCUGGGUCAACUACGUCGUGUUUUUCCUCGUCGGCGGGGGCUACGGCGCCAUGCUGACCAUCACGCUGCUCGGCUGCAUCGCCGCCGUUGACCAUUCUCAACAGGCAGUCAUAACUUCAGCGACAUACUUGGCCCGGAGUCUCGGGGGCACCAUCGGCAUCACCAUCGGCUCCGCCGUUUACCAGAACGUGUUGCGGAACAGGCUCUGGGACCGGUUUGGGGACUACCCCGAUGCCGCCGAGAUCAUCCGCCGCAUCAGGGACGAUCUCGACGAGCUGAAGAACCUGCCGCCCGGGUGGAAGCCCGGCGUGGUAGACUCCUUCAUGGAGGCUUUUGGUAGCGUUUGGUACACCAUGCUCGGCCUGUCCAUCCUCGCCCUCGUCUUCAUCUCCUUGAUGAGGCAGCACGUUCUGCACUCGACCCUGGAGAGACGGUGA